AACGGUUCGAGUCGGUAGUCGGUAGUCGGUAGUCAAUAGUCGGGUAGACACUAGCUGUAGACACUAUAUAUAAUGUGAUUGCCAUCGGCAUCUGUGAAGACUGUGAAAAACAUCUGUAGCACAGAUCGCAUCUGUAUCCGUAUCGUAUCUAUUGAAUCACCUCAAUACUCGAGCACAGCCCCAUUAGCGCAGUGGACAGUGGCGAGUGGGGAUCGUUCGGAACGGAACAAUGCGUGUGUUUGUCGCUCUGUGGCUGCUCGUCACGCUGGUCAGCACAGCUCUGGCGAUUACCUGCUUCGAAUGCGAUUCCGUGAACGAGCCUGGGUGUGGGGAGAGCUUCUCGGGCGAUGACAUAGCCAAGACGGAUUGUAAUGCCGUCGAAGUCCUGGGCGACAUGCGAUCCUACAACCCCCAGGGCGUGGAACCCACUUGCCUGACCAAGUACUAUGAGGGUAUGCCUGGAAGUUCGCGUUUCGUUCGGCGCUCUUGCUUCUUUGGCGAUUCCUCGCCGGCGGGCUUCAGCUGCGAUGAGUCCCCGGAUCCGUUGGUGCCCUAUCAGAGCUUCCUCGGCUGUACCCUCUGCAACAGCGAUCUAUGUAAUGCAGCCGGAUACAGUGUCCCCUCCAUGCUGCUAUCUUUUGUUUUCUGUGCGUAUGGCUUACUAUUGUUUCUCGCAAAUUAAUCAGAAAAAGGAGAAAAAAAAA
Drosophila pseudoobscura is the source of this 704-nucleotide messenger RNA. RefSeq lists its product as uncharacterized. Bases 230 to 682 code for a protein of 150 amino acids. The transcript has 3 exons. The record is from RefSeq and is a predicted model, not a curated record. Lineage: Eukaryota; Metazoa; Arthropoda; Insecta; Diptera; Drosophilidae. Gene Ontology annotation, biological process: regulation of synaptic transmission, cholinergic; sleep; positive regulation of voltage-gated potassium channel activity.